CAAUUCUAUUCUAUUACGUACAAGCAGGUGCUAGAUUUAUCGCUCAUUUCUUUCGUCUUCCCUAGAAGAGCUGAAAUGUCGAUGUCUAGAAAUAGCAUAUUCGUUUUCUUGGUUUCUCUUCUCGUGUUUGGAGUUGCUGAGGUUUGUAAUGCAAAGCAGCCGCACCCAAAGUUGAAGAUGAACUUUUACGUGACAAAAUGUCCAGAAGCUGAGGUGCUUGUGAGGAACAUCACAUGGAGCAAACUUAAAACUAACCCCGCUUUGGGUGCUAAACUUCUUAGGAUGCAUUUCCACGAUUGUUUUGUCAGGGGUUGCGAUGCUUCUGUAUUGCUGGAUGCAGUGGACAAUACCCAGGCUGAAAAGGAUGCAAGACCUAAUCUAACACUGCAAGGUUUUGUUGAAAUUGAUGAAAUUAAAUCCAAAGUAGAGAAGCUCUGCCCUGGAGUUGUCUCAUGUGCUGAUAUUCUCUCCUUGGCUGCUCGUGAUUCCGUUUCCUUCUUGCCAUUUCUUGAUCAUGAUUCUGAUUCCAUCCCGCCGUUUAAGCCUAUGUGGCCUGUGCUUACUGGAAGAAGAGAUGGCAAUACUUCCCUUGCUUCUGAAACAAACGGAAACGUCCCUUCGCCAUUCUCAAACUUUUCGACCCUCAUGAACGUAUUUGACAGUAAAGGUCUUGACGUUAACGAUCUUGUGGCACUAUCAGGUGGCCAUUCAAUUGGUGUUGCUCGCUGUGGAACAUUCUCUGCUAGACUUUACAACUUCAACGGCACCGGUGAAGCUGAUCCUUCCCUUAAUGCAGCUUACGUUGAAAUCCUAAAAGCUCAAUGUCCCAAUCCAGCCAAUCCUGCCACAACUGUGGAAAUGGAUCCGCAAAGUUCCGUAUCAUUUGAUAGCAAUUACUUCAAAAUCCUUCUCCAGAAGAAGGGUCUAUUCCAAUCCGAUGCUGCACUGCUCACAAAUUUAAGGGCAGCAAUCAGAGUAGCAACGUUACAGAACUCAAAACUGUUCUACAUCAAGUUUGCUGAAUCGAUGGUAAAAAUGGGAAACAUCGGAGUGCUGACAGGAGCUGUUGGAGAAAUCAGGAAGCAAUGUCGCGUAGUGAAUAGUAAAUGAAAAAAGAAGCUAGCCAGCUGAUUGCAAUUCCCUUGGAUACUUAUAUCCCGGGAAAAGUGAUGAUCUUAUCUCAAAAUAAAAAUAUUAUCAAUAAAUUAGACACUGAAGAGCAAAUUAACUCUCCUCUCUUUAUGGUCUUGUACACGCGAAAUCUGUCCAAUGAAAAAUUGUCCAUCCAUUUGUCAAUUGUUCAUAGGGCUUCCAACUAGGGGUGAAAUCGAGUCAAUCGAGCUGAGUAUCUAGGUACUCGAACUCGACUCGAUUGCUAGAGUAUCAAGUUCGAGUUCGAGUUCAAGCUUGGUUG
Messenger RNA from Pistacia vera, 1414 nucleotides. RefSeq names its product peroxidase 24-like. The record is from RefSeq and is a predicted model, not a curated record. Gene Ontology annotation, cellular component: plant-type cell wall; plasmodesma. Gene Ontology annotation, biological process: hydrogen peroxide catabolic process; response to oxidative stress. The transcript is spliced from 4 exons. NCBI's taxonomy places the organism in Eukaryota, Viridiplantae, Streptophyta, Magnoliopsida, Sapindales, Anacardiaceae. The coding region runs from base 76 to 1110 and encodes 344 amino acids. Gene Ontology annotation, molecular function: heme binding; peroxidase activity.